AUGGCGAGCACCCCAGAAAGUAAAGCCGGGGGCCGCGAUGCGGUAUUCCCCUCGGAAGCCUCGAGUGCCACCCAGCAAGAGAUCUUUGAUUCCAACUUCAAUGAGAAAAUGAAUGAAAAGGAUGCCCAGCUCGAACAUCCUGAUCAUCCCGGUCGAACCAUUCUCACAGAGGACAUGUGCUACGAUCAGCUCGGCUAUUCCUUCAGUGAGAAGCGCAAGUGGCUGAUUAUCACCGUCAUCUUCUUGGUUCAAACCUCGAUGAACUUCAACACUUCGCUGUAUUCAAACGGUCUGGGAGGCAUGUCCGAAGAAUUCGGUAUCUCCAUGCAAGCCGCCCGAUGUGGUGCAAUGAUCUUCCUGGUUCUCUAUGCCUUUGGCUGUGAGCUGUGGGCUCCUUGGAGCGAGGAAUUGGGUCGAAAGCCCAUCUUGCAGGCCUCUCUCUUUCUGGUCAACAUCUGGCAGUUGCCCGUGGCCCUCGCGCCCAACUUCACCUCGGUCAUGGUGGGCCGCGCCCUUGGUGGUCUAUCCUCUGCAGGGGGCUCUGUGACCCUGGGCAUGAUUGCCGAUCUUUGGGAGGCCGAUACCCAGCAAUACGCCGUGGCCGCCGUCGUCUUCUCUUCCGUUGGUGGCUCCGUGCUGGGCCCGGUCGUCGGUGGCUUCGUGGAGGCAUUCCUCCCCUGGCGGUGGUGCAUCUGGAUUCAGCUGAUCUUUGGUGGCUUUGUUCAAAUUGCACACUUCCUGCUCGUCCCAGAGACCCGAACCACCGUGAUGAUGGACCGCAUUGCCAAGAAUAUGCGCAAGAGCGGCGAGAACCCCAACAUCUACGGUCCCACCGAGGGCAUGUCCUUCCGGGAGCGCUUCCCCCCGCGAGAGUUGAUGGCGACUUGGAUUCGUCCCUUCAAGAUGUUCCUCACUGAGCCUAUUGUCUUGACCCUGUCACUGCUCAGUGGUUUCAGUGAUGCUCUGAUCUUCAUGUUCGUGCAGUCUCUGUCCUUGGUCUACGAUCAGUAUGGCUUCAACACUUGGGAGAAGGGCCUGGCCUUCCUCCCUAUCUUGGUGGGUUACUUCAUCGCCUGGUUGUCCUGGUUCCCGGUCAUUCGCCGCAAUGUCAAGGAGCGUAAAGAAAACCCCGACAGUGAGCGCGCUCAGUACGAGUCUCGUCUGUGGUGGCUACUGUAUACCGUUCCCUGCUUGCCCAUCGGCUUGAUCGGCUUCGCGUGGACCAGCUUACCUCAGGUCCACUGGAUCGCUUCCAUGAUCUUUGCUGCCGUCAUUGGUAUCGCCAACUACGCCAUUUACAUGGCCACCAUCGACUAUAUGAUCUGCGCCUACGGUCCAUACUCCGCUUCUGCCACUGGCGGUAACGGCUGGUCGCGCGACUUUUUGGCUGGUGUUCUGACCAUCCCGGCAACUCCCUUCUUCACAAACAUUGGUGGCAAGCACCAUCUCGAGUAUGCCUCGACUAUUCUGUUCGCCAUCUCAGUGCCAUUGGUCGUGGCCGUCUAUGUGAUCUACUGGAAAGGACCAGUUCUACGCAAACGGUCUCCAUUCGCUCAGCAGUUGGAGGAGGCCCGCAAUGACGUCGCCAUUCAGGGCCGUCGUCUGUCCAAGGUUCCCGAGUCUUCUCGGGUCAACUCCGCUGCCCGUUCCCAGCAGGACCUCCGCAUCCGGCAAACAAUGGGCAGCCGUCCUGGCUCCCGAGUCAACUCGCGCGCCAACUCACGCGCCAAUUCCCGCCGCACCAGCCUGGCGGGGGACGACGCUUGA
Molecule: messenger RNA, 1767 nt
Organism: Penicillium diatomitis
Lineage: Eukaryota; Fungi; Ascomycota; Eurotiomycetes; Eurotiales; Aspergillaceae
Exons: 3
Coding region: 1-1767 (588 amino acids)
Biological process (GO): transmembrane transport
Molecular function (GO): transmembrane transporter activity
Source: RefSeq, a predicted model, not a curated record